Blastomyces dermatitidis ER-3 is the source of this 1029-nucleotide messenger RNA. Its product is annotated as alcohol dehydrogenase. Lineage: Eukaryota; Fungi; Ascomycota; Eurotiomycetes; Onygenales; Ajellomycetaceae. Gene Ontology annotation, biological process: alcohol metabolic process. Bases 1 to 1029 code for a protein of 342 amino acids. The record is from RefSeq and is a predicted model, not a curated record. The transcript is spliced from 3 exons. Gene Ontology annotation, molecular function: alcohol dehydrogenase (NADP+) activity; zinc ion binding.
AUGGACAUCAUCGAGCCCUGGGUCAAUAAUAUUUACAAUGUUUCCAUGCUUGUGAAGGACAGAUGGAAAACAUAUGUGGCGGAUUCAGUAAUUUCUACUUAUUUUCAGUCCUCUGAGAUGAAUCAGGGAGAAGUCGCACGUCUACGAUAUUUCUAUCCAACACAUCAGGAAAGUCGGAGUUUGGUUUUGUACUCUAUCUAUUGGCAAUCACAAAUAUUGAAUAAUAUAUUGAAGAUUUUCAACUUCAUUACUAUCCGAGAUCCGUAUGCGAUUUUCGCGCGCGAGUUGGGACCUACAGAUUACCCCUAUGUCGUCGGGCACGAAAUCGUCGGACAUGUUACUCGCGUAGGAUCUGGAGUAGCUACCCUCUCCUCUCCAUCUCGGCAUUUGAAAGUUGGAGAUCGAGUGGGCAUCGGGGCACAAUCGGACUCGUGCCACCGACCAGAGUGCCCAGAGUGCUCUUCCGGAUUAGAGAACCACUGUCAAUACCAAACGGGAACAUAUGGAGGUCGAUUUCGUGAUGGGAGUAAGUCAUAUGGUGGCUUGCCCAGUGCCGCUGCUGCACCCCUCUUAUGCGCCGGAAUAACGGUGUUUUCGCCCUUGGUGAAAAAUGGCGCUGGGCCGGGUAAAUCCAUUGGCAUUAUUGGGAUUAGAGGGCUGGGACACUUGGGCCUUUUGUUCGCGAAAGCGCUAGGUUGCGAUCAUAUUACUGCUAUUUCGCGGACGAGCGCGAAAAAAGCUGAAACGUUAGGUGGUCUAGGAGCGACCAAGUUUAUCGCGACGGAUGAGGAUAAAGGUUGGGCGAAGACACAUGCUCGAUCAUUGGACCUAAUUAUCAGCACUGUUUCAUCCUCGGAUAUGCCUAUUGGAAACUAUCUGCGGCUCAUGAAGGUAAAUGGGCAGUUCAUUCAAGUCGGUGCUCCAGAAGAGCCAUUCCCAGCCUUCAGGGUAUUUCCGCUUAUAAGCAAGGGAGUCAAAAUUGGAGGCUCGACAAUAGGCUCUCCAGAAGAGAUCCGCCAGAUGCUCUAG